Molecule: messenger RNA, 2795 nt
Organism: Cokeromyces recurvatus
Lineage: Eukaryota; Fungi; Mucoromycota; Mucoromycetes; Mucorales; Mucoraceae
Exons: 2
Source: RefSeq, a predicted model, not a curated record
UUUUUUUUUUUCUUCUUCUUCAUAUUAUUUGUUUAUUAAUGCCUUUUGACACAGUAGAAAGAUCAUUUAAAAAGUUUCGUACAGAUAUUAAUUUUAAUGAUGAAGAAGAAUGGUAUAUGAAAUGUUCAACAUUUUCAAAUCAUAACACUUCUACUACUCCUUUCAAGGAUCAACUACAACAUGGAUCUUGGGAAAAUAAAUCACCUUUUCAACCUAUUACCCACGAUUCUUUAUUGCCUUCUUCUGCUACACCAAUCGAUAUUCCUUAUUCUACUUCUAGUGCUGCUUUUGAUCAUCCUUCUAAUAGUUUAAAUACUAUUUCUCCACAAUCUAAUCAUCAUUAUUAUUGGGAUGACAAUACAAGCUUAACUGAAUCCAUCUCCUCUCUUUCACAUCCCUCUUUCAUAAAUUCUUCUUAUUCACCUAUUCACCUUAAUAAUCUCAUUUCUUCUCCACCACUAGAUACAACUUGGAUAAACAAUCAUAGUUCUCCUCCUAUCUUUACAGACGUUUUAUCAAGAAUCAAAUUUUCAUAUAGCGAUAUCGGAAUUAACCUCGAAGCAAAGAUCUCAAAUGCUUCGGAAUUAAGCUUAUUAAUUGACGCUUUUAGUCACUUGUGCUGUUCUUCUUCUUCUUCUUCUUCAGUAACUACGACUACGACUACGACAAAUCAAGAAAAUUCAGACUCAACAAGUUCACAUGAUGAUACUAAUAAAGUAUUUCACAAUAAAAUGUUACUCUGUCGGAAUAAAUUGAACCAAACAAAACCCGUCAAUUUUUUUGCUUCAACUUGUACACUAGGUCAAAACUCAAAUCCUCUUUCAAAUCUUGAUUCUUUAACAAGUCAAAGGAAAAUAGUAGAUGCUUGUAUAGAUAUCUUUUUCAAAUGUUGGGUUAGAUAUAAGCCUAUAUUAAAAAAAGAUGAAUUUAUGACUUGGUAUGAGUCACAACACGAACCUACUGAAACAUUAAUUGUAAAUGCUAUCUGUGCUCAUGUAUUUAGACAUAUGGUCAUUCAUCAUCCUCAACAAAGCUUAGAUCAUUUUUUAAAAGACCAAGAUAAAUUACAAGAACAAGAAGAGUAUUUCUUUAGUCGAGCUAGAGAAUGUCUUUCUCAAUCCUUUGAUACCCCUGAUCGUUAUACGAUUAUUGCUCUCUUAUUUAUGAGUAUUCGUGCUGACCCUUCUAAAGGACAUCAUUAUGUUGGUAUGGCUGCUUCUGCUUUACAUGAAUUAAAUAUCUAUCCUCGUAUGGUAAACGAAGAUGUUGAUUCUUAUGAUAAAGAAAUGGAUACAAGAUUAUGGUGGUUUGUAUGGGCUAUCGACUUUUAUCAUUGGUCAGCCGGUGCCCAUAAGAAUACACCUCAGCCUUUUAUUCAAGGUGAAAUUGAUUUACCUAAAGUAUUUGAACAAGAUAUUGAUGAAACAGAGAUAAGUGUCAUCACUUUUACUUAUUGUUUAAUGUUAUGGAAGAUACAAGCAGACAUCGUCACUACAUUCUAUCUUCAAGAUCAUUCCACUGAAUUAGUAGUUGAACAGCUUAUAGAAUAUGAUCGACGUUUAUCGAAUUUUUAUAGGGAUUUACCUGAUUAUUUAAUAUUCGACAGUGGAUUUGAAUAUGGCUGUGAAGAACUUUUCUUGGCUUGUUUAAGAGUGAAUAUUGAAUAUAAUGCAACUCUUAUCAUCCUUCAUAAACUAUUUAUACCAGAGAUGAAUCCUAUUCGACCAAGUCAAACUUCUUUAGAAUCUUUAAAUAGUUGUCUCUCUGCUGCUUUAACUCAGUUGAGUGCUAUCAAGACAUGUACCAUGACAACCAUAGGUCAUUGUGCAUUUGAUCGAGAUGAAUUAUGGCGUGCUGCUGAAGUUAUUUCUGUUGCUAUGGAUAUCUAUCAUCAUUCUUUAUCCCCUAAAGAUCAAAUGACGAUAUUGAAGAAUAUUAAACUACAAGACUUUAUGUUGGGUCUAACGAAAUCAUAUCAAAUAUUACAAAAUACACGUGAAUUCCGGUUUGCAUAUAAAAAUUGGUUACAAGUAGCAGAUUGGAUUCAAGCUGAAAUUCGACGACAUCAACUUGCUGUAGGUAAUCGGACUUUAAAACAUCAGUUUGAAGAUGAAUCCAAUAAGAAAAAUAAGCCUGAUUAUUUCCUGGCUCAUCUUAAGCCAAAUCCUUCCACUUUAUCUUAUCUUACAACUACAAAGAAGAAAAGGGAAGAUAAUCCUUCAGUUCUUUAUCAACAAAGACAGUCAUCUACAAGAAAAUCAAUUUCCUUUCAAAAUCAAUUUAGUGUACAACCUGCUAUCCAUCCUUCUUCUUCUUCACUUCCAUCUUCAACUGUGAAUAUUCGAAAAUCAUCUUUUUCAACUGCACCUCCAUUUGUACACUUUACUAAUUAUACCUCUUCAGAUAAACAAAAGCAACAACCAUCUUCAAAUGGUAAAAAUCAUGCUAGAUUUCGUUAUUUUAAUCCAAGAAAGAUGAAUAAGUUUCUUUUUAUUGACGAACAUCCAAUGAUAUAAAGAGAAAAGACAUCUUAUUGUAAAUAGUAGUUAAUAAAUUUAAAUAAUGUUCUUUUAAAGAAGAAGAAAGAGAAUAGGUUUUUUCUUUUUAAUGCACUUUUUUUUUCUAACGUCAUACGUUAUUAUCAGCUGAUCAUGAUAGCAUCACUACUUGUUAUUAACCUUUGCCUUCUUUCUUUCUAUAAAAAUAUAUUUAUUUGUUUACGUUUUCUUAGUAUAUUUUACUACAAAUACAAUACAACUGUCAUCAAGUCAUUAUUCUGAAUUUAACAAUGGGUU